AUGUCUGAGGAUUUUACUCUAGAUAUCGAUGCUGUGGGCCAUGAUAGCCUUGACGAGAAUACUGAUAAUGAUGAGGAUGUCCUGCAUGCAGCAAACCAUGGGGCGGCCAGAGGUGCAGGCACUAACUUGGACUGGGAACUCAAUGAGGUGCGAAGGGUUAUGGCUACCCCUGCACCGGAUGUGAGCCCUGCUGAGUUGCGCCAGGCACUGGGCCAAUUGAUCGCUCAAGGCCCACUGGAUGCCGCCAUCAUCACCCUAGCAAAGAAGUAUGCUUACUUUUAUCACUUAUGGGUCCCUAGUGGCAUCUUCCCUCUUCAUGCAUGCCCUCCUGACUUUGAUUUACAUGAUCUGAUACAUUAUCAAACUCCUGAGUCCAAGGCCAUUGCUAAUGGUGCCGAACUUUACCUUAUGGUUCCCCCUGAGCUUCAGGGCUCAGACUAUGAAUUCACAUCUAUGGUGAAUGGCAAAUGUGGCAACAUUCUUAAACCUGUCAAGGACUCUGUCAUGCAACUCUUCGCUCAUUUGAGUCCAGGACUGGAUCCUGGUGGCACUCUGAACCAUGAUGAGGCAUAUACACCACUCGCACUGAUCCUUUUUGAAGACCCAUCAGCAAUGAAUGUCUCUGGCCUCUUCAAAAACAAGGCACUCACUCAGGCCCGCUUCCUGCUCUCUGGGGAUGAUGAAUUCUCAUCUACUGGUAGUCAAACUGGAAUUUCAUACGAGAAGGACUUCAAAUUCUAUAUAGAGCUGCUCCGAAAACAAGAGAACAAGAAUGAUGGAUCCCAACAACCACCUCCCAAAGCUGAAGAUUCUGUUGAGGUGCUGAGAAGCUGGGAAGAUGAUAUCUUGGCACAACUUGGAGGUGUCGGCGGGACUGCAGAGGUAAACUCGAACCCUCCCACUGUCCCCAUCACCAGCCAGUCAGCUACACACCCUUCCAUUCUCACCAGCACCAUUCAAGCUGAAGACUUCCCUCCUCCUCAGAUACGUGCUAUUCAGCCAAAUACAAACCUUAGUAUUUCUGUUCUAGAGGCCAGGACUGUCUCUCCUUCACAGUCAGUGAUUGUGUCAGCAACCAGUUCGGAACUCUCCCUUCCCCUCUCCACUCUUUCUCUUGGUGGCUCCCAACCAUCUGUUUCGACCCAUCUGAAUCCUCUCGACCCCCUUGUUGUUGUGCCAGCCUUAGUGAGUGGCCGUUCCUCCAAGGCCACUAAGAAAGGCAAGAAAGCAACCCAAGGACAGGCUAAGGCGAUGGAGGAAGGCAUCGGGGCUGUUCCAGCAAGGGUUACCCACGUUACUAGACAAAAGAAAUAG
This is a messenger RNA of Pisolithus orientalis, 1314 nucleotides long. RefSeq lists its product as uncharacterized. The record is from RefSeq and is a predicted model, not a curated record. NCBI's taxonomy places the organism in Eukaryota, Fungi, Basidiomycota, Agaricomycetes, Boletales, Pisolithaceae. The transcript has 8 exons. The coding region runs from base 1 to 1314 and encodes 437 amino acids.